This is a messenger RNA of Staurois parvus, 570 nucleotides long. NCBI's taxonomy places the organism in Eukaryota, Metazoa, Chordata, Amphibia, Anura, Ranidae. The record is from the annotation of a GenBank genome assembly.
GUGGCGACAGAUGUUUUCAGCUCCAAAUAUCUGGCUGUCCAAGCCCAGAAGAAGAUUCUUGGCAAGAUGGCGUCAUCAAAAUACAUCGCAACAUCCUUGAUUGAUGACACCAGUGGGGAAGUGUUAGAUGAGCUAUAUCAAGUCACCAAAGAAUUCACACAAAGCAAGAAAGAUGCUGAGAAGAUCAUCAAGAACCUCAUCAAGACAGUGAUAAAGCUGGCUGUCCUUUACAGAAAUAACCAAUUCAACCAAGAUGAGAUUGCACUGAUGGAGAAAUUCAAGAGGAAAGUCCACCAGUUGGCCAUGACUGUGGUCAGUUUUCACCAAGUUGAUUACACAUUUGACCGAAAUGUGUUGUCAAAAUUGUUGAAUGAAUGUCGUGACCUUCUUCAUCAGGUCAUCCAACGCCAUCUCACAGCAAAGUCUCAUGGACGUAUUAAUAACGUGUUUGACCACUUCUCAAAUUGUGAGUUUUUAGCUGCUCUGUACAAUCCAUUUGGACCUUACAAACCCCAUCUUCAGAGACUAUGUGAUGGUGUGAACAAAAAAUGUUGGAUGAGGACAAUAUUU